UUUGCUUUUUCGUCUUUUUAAUCGUUGAUGGUUCAGUGAUGAAAAGUAUUUCGAUACCGUGAGUGUUUAUUGACAAUUGAGUGAUUUAUUUCUAGAGUUUCGUUGUUUGUGAAGAUUUGAAGAUAAAAUUCAAACGAGGGAGUGAAUUGCGAGUGGAAAUGUGCACAAACUAUAGUGUGUGAUCGUAUAUAAGUAUAUAUAUAUAUGUACGUUUGGGCACAAAUUGAGGAGGAUAAAAAAAAAAAAAAACAAAAGGAUGAGCGCGUUCAAGAGACACCAGAGCAAAGUGUUUUGGGGCCAAAUGGAGUCGCGCGACUUGUUGGCCAGCCAGGGGGACUUUAAGCUCCCGGCGAGCCCGCGACCGCGACCCCGACCCUUUCCCGCCUCGAGAGAGUCCGAGGAGGCGUUUUCGCUGUCGAACGACGAGAACCAGGCCGACAGCGAUACCACCGAUCCCGAGAACACCACCGUCAUCCACGUUGAGAUUGCGAGGAGGGACUCCCUGGCUCGCAGCAGCGAGCGAGCGUCGGAGAUGUCGACCCCGUCAACGGCAGUGCAGGCAGGGGUGGCGUCGAGCCACGUCCUCGAGGAGCGCUCGUUCAGCCCGUCGAGCCGGGGCCAGCGUAGCCAGGACUCGGGCUUCUCGGACUCGGACGAUAGCUCGGACCUCAGCCCCGAAUCGCCGAGGCGACGGAGACGGAGGAGCAGUCGCAGGCGACACGAGUUGCAGCGCUCGAGGAGUGUGGGCUCAGGGGGGGUUGGACCGGCGCACACGUCCACGCCGAAACGACCGGGAUCGGCAAGGCGCCGCGAGGAGACUCGACAACUGGACUAUUGCACCAUCAACGAAAGCCCGGAAGCCGAGGAGCGGCCUGCAGUCGAGAGCCUGGGCGACUUUCUCUACUCGAGCGAUCCGCCCAAUUACGAGCCGUGCCAGCCCGGACCACCCGAAUCCUCACGCGCGUGUACAAACGCGCACGCCCCGGUGAAGGAUUGGCUGUGCGAGCUGCGCUUGGACGUCGAGGAGGAGUGCGUGGCCACGUUGCAGAGCAAGUCCCUGCCCAGGCGCAGGCUCCCCGACGAUCCCCGGAGCAGGGACCUCAGGCUGCUCACGGCCUCGGCGACCACGGCAGCGAAAAAAGCCAUCGACACUGCCGGCCGCUUCGACCGCACGUACCGCCGGCUGAUCGAUGCGAUCGGCAACUCGAAGAACGAAGCGGUGGACCAAGCCCUGUUGUCUUCGAUCGAAGCCGAGGCCUUGGAGAUCCUCGCCAAGUUCGGCCGCUCGUUGCCCCGUAGGAUCGUCCAGGCGUCGGUUGCAGAUCCCCAGAGUCUCGUGAUGCAGCUCACGCGACUCAAGCACUCCGUGGACCGGGCCCUCGACGACAGGCUCGACUUUUACAUCGAGAAGGUGGUCCGGGGCCUGGAGGAAGCUCCACGGGAGGGUGGUAGCACGGCCCGCGGGUCCCUGGCAGCCCUGACGGCCCUCGGGCUCGCGGGUCCACGGGCCGGCGCCAGCGUGGCUCGGUGCUCGGGGAUCCGCGCCCUCCUCGCGAGCCUCGUCUCGUCGAGCCGGCUCUCCUCGGAGCUGCGUUGCGCGAGCCUGCGCGCCCUGGCCUCGGUGUGCUGCUGCCUCGAGGCGGUCGACCAAUUCGUCGCCCAGGGUGGACCCGACAUCCUCGCCGACAUCCUCGGGGCCGAGGCCACGCCCCACACCGAAAAGUCCGAGGCCGCGGCGUUGCUCGUCCAAGUGACCGCGCCCUGGAUGGACCGCGUCGCCCUGCCCUACCUCGAGCCCCACGGCCACCGCUUUGUCCGGGCGCUUACCGAACUCGCCGAGCGCACCACCUGCAAGCAGACUCUCCUCAUUGCCGCCGCUGGACUCAACUACCUGGCCCACUCGAGGAAGUGCGUCGCCGCCGUCGUUGCCUGCGACUCGAUCAAAAAGCUCCUCAGGUGUAUAAAAAAGUCAAACGACGGCAACGUGUGGCUGAUGGAGCAGGUGGCGUCGCUGGUGGGUCAGGUGGCACGGCUGCCCCAGGCCAGGGCUCAUCUCGUGGAGACGCGGGCGUCGGUCGCCCUGGUGUGUUUCCUGCGCAUGCAGCCACCCGGUCUGGAGGACGAGUACCGGCGAUUGGCGGCUACGACGCGGGAGACCCUUACGCGGUUGUGCGUUGACCCGGAGAUCGCUGGGCAAGUCGUGGCGGUUGGUGGCUCGGACUGUUUGCCUGAACUCGCUGUCGAUCCCGCGGUGUCGCGAGCCAUCAAGGACGAGGGCGCCAGGUUUCACAGCACCAAGUCGCUGAGGGUCGCGCGGAGGAUCGCCGCCGAGCAGAUCGGCAUUGCCAGGAUUAACGAUUGCAGCCCGCGUUGAAGAGUACAUCCGGCUAUCCAAGGUUGACGUUACUCUUCAUGUGUAACAAGUGGUUUUGGGUAACGCAAACAUCAGUAGUUGAACGAGACGAUCGAGCACAAUCGAAGGAGGAUUUUUUUUUUCAUAAUCCGGAAGAAAAAUGUAUUCGAGUCACGAGAGAGAGAGAGAGCGAACAUUUGACAAAUCGACAAACAAAACGUUGCUGUGAACGCGCUUGUAUAUAGGCAUAUAAGAAUUUUGGGAGUCGUCAGUAUAAUAAUGUAUU
Copidosoma floridanum is the source of this 2639-nucleotide messenger RNA. It is a transcript of the gene insc, whose product is annotated as INSC spindle orientation adaptor protein. Lineage: Eukaryota; Metazoa; Arthropoda; Insecta; Hymenoptera; Encyrtidae. The record is from RefSeq and is a predicted model, not a curated record. Gene Ontology annotation, cellular component: apical cortex. Gene Ontology annotation, molecular function: cytoskeletal adaptor activity. Gene Ontology annotation, biological process: establishment of mitotic spindle orientation; asymmetric cell division; apical protein localization.